GUCACAACUGGCGGGACUAAUGCGCCACACACAGGCGCUGCUAAUCAGUCGCCUCCUAGGGCAACAGGCCCGCCCCAAGUCCACCACAAUGCUGCCACAGCCUAAGGAGAAGGCGAAGACCCCUGUGUGCCCAGUAGCAGACGGAUCGGCUCUCCAGCUGGCCCGCCACUGUCUGCUUAGUGGCCAGGUAAUUGGCCUACCUACAGACACCGUUUACGGCUUAGCCUGCGACGCCAAUAACGAGCAGGCCAUCCAGCGCCUGUACGAGAUCAAGGGCAGGGACGAACAUAAGCCGGUAGCCAUCUGCGUGCACAACAACUCCGCCCUCCGUCGCUUUGGCCAGGCUGCCCACCUCAGCGACGAGCUGCUAACUCGUUUGCUCCCGGGCCCCCUGACCAUCGUGAUCGAGCGGACGCCCGCGCUGAGCAAUAGGUUCCUCAAUCCCAGCACCUCCAAGAUCGGCAUACGUAUUCCAGACUUUCAGUUUAUGCGAGACCUGUGCGCCGUGUGGCACGAGCAGCCGCUGGCCCUGACCAGCGCCAACCGGUCCAGUGCGCCCAGCAGUCUGCAAGUGUCUGAGUUCCGGUCGCUCUGGCCCCAAUUGGGGGCUGUCUUCGAUGCCGGCCAAAUUGGUCUUACGGAGGAGCGACGUCUGGCCUCCACGGUGAUCGACUUGGCCACUCCGGGCUACUAUGAGAUAGUGAGAGCAGGAGUGGCCCUAAAGCAAACCGUGGCCGUAAUGGAGGAAUUCGGCAUCCGGUCGAGAAAAAUGCUUUAGAAUACUAAACAUUUUGUUAAUUCCCUAAAAAAUCAUAAUUGGAAAUAAUGUUAAGUUCCAUAAACAGUUUAUAGUUUUCAUAGUUUUAAAAUCAAUUGCGACUCGCAUUUUAAAUAUUAUUACGUUGAUAUCAAAUAAUUAUAUAAUUGUAUUCAAUUCGCAUCUAUAGUUCUCCAAAACAAUGAAUCAAAAGUCAAAUAACGAGAUGUUAACUAAGCGUUA
Messenger RNA from Drosophila serrata, 1000 nucleotides. It is a transcript of the gene Tcs1, whose product is annotated as Threonyl-carbamoyl synthesis 1. Gene Ontology annotation, cellular component: cytoplasm. Lineage: Eukaryota; Metazoa; Arthropoda; Insecta; Diptera; Drosophilidae. Gene Ontology annotation, biological process: regulation of translational fidelity. The record is from RefSeq and is a predicted model, not a curated record. Gene Ontology annotation, molecular function: double-stranded RNA binding; tRNA binding; nucleotidyltransferase activity.